Messenger RNA from Mytilus trossulus (common blue mussel), 4926 nucleotides. RefSeq names its product mucin-2-like. The coding region runs from base 1 to 4926 and encodes 1641 amino acids. The transcript is spliced from 3 exons. The record is from RefSeq and is a predicted model, not a curated record. NCBI's taxonomy places the organism in Eukaryota, Metazoa, Mollusca, Bivalvia, Mytilida, Mytilidae.
AUGGUCCAAAACAGUUAUGGUCCACUGACAGAGACAGUUGUCCCACUUACAGAUGGUCCAGUGGCAGAGACAGUUGUUCCACCUACUGAUGGUACUGUGGCAGACAAAGUUGUUCCACUUACUGAUUGUCCUGUGGCAGAUACAGUUGUUCCACUAACAGAUGGAACUGUAACAGAAACAGUUGUCCCACUUACAGAAGGUCCAGUGGCAGAGACAGUUGUUCCACCUACUGAUGGUACUGUGCCAGGGAUAGUUGUUCCACUAACAGAUGGCCCUGUGGCAGAUACAGUUGUUCCACUUACAGAUGGUCCAGUGACAGAGACGGUAGUCCCACUUACAGAAGGUCCUGUGGCAGAAACAGUUGUCCCACUUACAGAUGGUACUGUGGCAGAAACAGUUGUUCCACUUACAGAUGGUACUGUGGCAGAAACAGUUGUUCCACUUACAGAUGGUCCAGUGACAGAGGCAGUUGUUCCACUAACAGAUGGUCCAGUGACAGAGGCAGUUGUUCCACUUACAGAAAGUCCUGUGGCAGAAACAGUUGUCCCACUCACAGAUGGUACUGUAGCAGAAACAGUUGUUCCACUAACUGAUGGUACUGUGGCAGAAACAGUUGUACCACUAACAGAAGGUCCUGUGGCAGAAACAGUUGUUCCACUUACAGAUGGUACUGUGGCAGAAACAGUUGUUCCACUUACAGAUGGUCCACUGACAGAGACAGUUGUCCCACUUACAGAUGGUCCAGUGGCAGAGACAGUUGUUCCACCUACUGAUGGUACUGUGGCAGACAAAGUUGUUCCACUUACUGAUUGUCCUGUGGCAGAUACAGUUGUUCCACUAACAGAUGGAACUGUAGCAGAAACAGUUGUCCCACUUACAGAAGGUCCAGUGGCGGAGACAGUUGUUCCACUUACUGAUGGUACUGUGGCAGAGACAGUUGUUCCACUUACUGAUGGUACUGUGGCAGAAACAGCUGUCCCACUUACUGAUGGUACUGUGGCAGAAACAGUUGUCCCACUUACAGAUGGUACUCUGGCAGAAACAGUUGUUCCACUUACCGAUGGUCCACUGACAGAGACAGUUGUUCCACUAACAGAUGGUCCAGUGACAGAGGCAGUUGUUCCACUUACAUAUGGUUCAGUGACAGAGACAGUUGUUCCACUUACUGAUGGUACUGUGGCAGAGACAGUUGUACCACUUACAGAUGGUCCAGUGGCAGAGACAGUUGUUUCACCUACUGAUGGUACUGUACCAGGGAUAGUUGUUCCACUAACAGAUGGCCCUGUUGCAGAUACAGUUGUUCCACUUAUGGAUGGUACUGUAGCAGAAACAGUUGUACCACUUACAGAUGGUCCUGUGGCAGAAACAGUUGUUCCACUUACUGAUGGUACUGUGGCAGAUAAAGUUGUUCCACUUACUGAUGGUCCUGUGGCAGAUACAGUUGUUCCACCUACUGAUGGUACUGUGGCAAUUACAGUUGUUCCACUUACAGAAGGUCCAGUGGCAGAGACAGUUGUUCCACCUACUGAUGGUACUGUGGCAGAUACAGUUGUUCCACUAAUGGAUGGUACUGUAGCAGAAACAGUUGUACCACUUACAGAUGGUCCUGUGGCAGAUACAGUUGUUCCACUUACUGAUGGUACUGUGGCAGAUACAGUUGUUCCACUUACUGAUGGUACUGUGGCAGAGACAGUUGUUCCACUUACUGAUGGUACUGUGGCAAAUACAGUUGUUCCACUAACAGAUGGUCCUGUGGCAGAAACCGUUGUUCCACUAACAGAUGGUCCUGUGGCAGAAACAGUUGUACCAGUUACAGAAAGUCCUGUGGCGAAAACAGUUGUCCCACUCACAGAUGGUACUGUAGCAGAAACAGUUGUUCCACUAACUGAUGGUACUGUGGCAGAAACAGUUGUCCCACUUACAGAAGGUCCUGUGGCAGAAACAGUUGUCCCACUUACAGAUGGUACUGUGGCAGAAACAGUUGUUCCACUUACAGAUGGUCCACUGACAGAGACAGUUGUCCCACUUACAGAUGGUCCAGUGGCAGAUACAGUUGUUCCACUUACAGAUGGUCCACUGACAGAGACAGUUGUACCACUUACAGAUGGUCCAGUGGCAGAGACAGUUGUUCCACCUACUGAUGGUACUGUGGCAGAUAAAGUUGUUCCACUAACAGAUGGAACUGUAGCAGAAACAGUUGUCCCACUUACAGAAGGUCCAGUGGCAGAGACAGUUGUUCCACUUACUGAUGGUACUGUGGCAGAGACAGUUGUUCCACUUACUGAUGGUACUGUGACAGAAACAGUUGUCCCACUUACUGAUGGUACUGUGGCAGAAACAGUUGUCCCACUUACAGAUGGUACUGUGGCAGAAACAGUUGUUCCACUAACAGAUGGUCCACUGACAGAGACAGUUGUUCCACUAACAGAUGGUCCAGUGACAGAGGCAGUUGUUCCACUUACAGAUGGUCCAGUGACAGAGACAGUUCUUCCACUUACUGAUGGUACUGUGACAGAGACAGUUGUACCACUCACAGAUGGUCCAGUGGCAGAGACAGUUGUUUCACCUACUGAUGGUACUGUACCUUGGAUAGUUGUUCCACUAACAGAUGGUCCUGUUGCAGAUACAGUUGUUCCACUAAUGGAUGGUACUGUAGCAGAAACAGUUGUACCACUUACAGAUGGUCCUGUGGCAGAGACGGUUGUUCCACUUACUGAUGGUACUGUGGCAGAUAAAGUUGUCCCACUUACUGAUGGUCCUGUGGCAGAUACAGUUGUUCCACCUACUGAUGGUACUGUGGCAGAUACAGUUGUUCCACUUACAGAUGGUCCAGUGGCAGAGACAGUUGUUCCACCUACUGAUGGUACUGUGGCAAAUACAGUUGUUCCACUUACUGAUGGUACUGUGGCAGAUACAGUUGUCCCACUUACAGAAGGUCCAGUGGCAGAGACAGUUGUUCCACUUAUGGAUGGUACUGUAGCAGAAACAGUUGUACCACUUACAGAUGGUCCUGUGGCAGAAACAGUUGUUCCACUUACUGAUGGUACUGUGGCAGAUAAAGUUGUCCCACUUACUGAUGGUCCGGUGGCAGAGACAGUUGUUCCACUUACUGAUGGUACUGUGGCAGAUAAAGUUGUCCCACUUACUGAUGGUCCUGUGGCAGAUACAGUUGUUCCACCUACUGAUGGUACUGUGGCAGAUACAGUUGUUCCACUUACAGAUGGUCCAGUGGCAGAGACAGUUGUUCCACCUACUGAUGGUACUGUGGCAGAUACAGUUGUUCCACUUACUGAUGGUACUGUGGCAGAUACAGUUGUCCCACUUACAGAAGGUCCAGUGGCAGAGACAGUUGUUCCACUUACUGAUGGUACUAUGGCAGAUAGAGUUGUUCCACUUACUGAUGGUCCUGUGGCAGAUACAGUUGUUCCACUUACUGAUGGUACUGUGGCAGAUACAGUUGUUCCACUUACUGAUGGUACUGUGGCAGAUACAGUUGUACCACUUACAGAUGGUCCAGUGGCAGAGACAGUUGUUCCACCUACUGAUGGUACUGUGGCAGAUAAAGUUGUCCCACGUACUGAUGGUCCUGUGGCAGAUACAGUUGUUCCACUUACAGAUGGUCCAGUGACAGAGAUAGUUGUUCCACUUACUGAUGGUACUAUGGCAGAGACAGUUGUACCACUUACAGAUGGUCCAGUGGCAGAUACAGUUGUUUCACCUGCUGAUGGUACUGUGCCAGGGAUAGUUGUUCCACUAACAGAUGGUCCUGUUGCAGAUACAGUUGUUCCACUAAUGGAUGGUACUGUAGCAGAAACAGUUGUACCACUUACAGAAAGUCCUGUGGCAGAAACAGUUGUCCCACUUACAGAUGGUACUGUGGAAGAUACAGUUGUUCCACUUACAGAUGGUCCAGUGACAGAGAUAGUUGUUCCACUUACUGAUGGUACUAUGGCAGAGACAGUUGUACCACUUACAGAUGGUCCAGUGGCAGAUACAGUUGUUUCACCUGCUGAUGGUACUGUGCCAGGGAUAGUUGUUCCACUAACAGAUGGUCCUGUUGCAGAUACAGUUGUUCCACUAAUGGAUGGUACUGUAGCAGAAACAGUUGUACCACUUACAGAAAGUCCUGUGGCAGAAACAGUUGUCCCACUUACAGAUGGUACUGUGGCAGAAACAGUUGUGCCACUUACAGAUGGUACUGUGGCAGAAACAGUUGUUCCACUUACAGAUGGUCCACUGACAGAGACAGUUGUUCCAUUAACAGAUGGUCCAGUGACAGAGGCAGUUGUUCCACUUACAGAUGGUCCAGUGACAGAGACAGUUGUUCCACUUACUGAUGGUACUGUGGCAGAGACAGUUGUACCACUUACAGAUGGGCCAGUGGCAGAGACAGUUGUUUCACCUACUGAUGGUACUGUGCCAGGGAUAGUUGUUCCACUAACAGUUGGUCCUGUGACAGAAACAGUUGUUCCACUUACAGAUGGUCCUGUGGCAGAAACAGUUGUCCUACUUACAGAUGGUCCAGUGGUAGAGACAGUUGUUCCACCUACUGAUGGUACUGUGGCAGAUACAGUUGUUCCACCUACUGAUGGUACUAUGGCAGAUACAGUUGUUUCACUUACUGAUGGUACUGUGGAAGAUACAGUUGUUCCACUAGCAGAUGGUCCUGUGGCAGAGACAGUUGUUCCACCUACUGAUGGUACUGUUGCAGAUACAGUUGUACUACUUACAGAUGGUCCAGUGGCAGAGAAAGUUGUUCCACUCACAGAUGGUACUGUUGCAGAGACAGUUGUGCCACUUACUGAUGGUACUGUGGCAGAAACAGUUGUUCCACUUACAGAUGGUACUGUUGCAGAGACAGUUGUUCCACUUACAGAUGGUACUGUAGCAGAUACUGUAGUACCUGAAAAUGAAGGAAACAAAUAA